Scophthalmus maximus (turbot) is the source of this 3787-nucleotide messenger RNA. It is a transcript of the gene lingo2b, whose product is annotated as leucine rich repeat and Ig domain containing 2b. Lineage: Eukaryota; Metazoa; Chordata; Actinopteri; Pleuronectiformes; Scophthalmidae. Bases 455 to 2323 code for a protein of 622 amino acids. Gene Ontology annotation, molecular function: protein binding. The record is from RefSeq and is a predicted model, not a curated record. The transcript is spliced from 2 exons.
GCGCGGUGCCGCCGCCUCGUCAAACCCGGAGCCGCCGCACGGGAGGGAUUAGCUGCCUGGCUGCUGGACCACGAGAAGGGGAAGAAGAAGCAGGUGACAUAGAAAAAGAAAUAAGACAUACAAAAUUUAAAAAAAAAAUUGAAAAAUAACGGACUUUUUAGGAGGCAUAGUCAUCCCGUGGAAGACGAGAGUGGAAGGAGACCAACUCAGUGACAGGAUUGCAUUCACAGUCUGGGCAAGUGUGUGAGAGGGAGUCAGUGUGUGUGUGUGUGUGUGUGUGUGUGUGUGUGUGUGUGUGUGUGUGUGUGUGUGUGUGAGUGUGUGUGUGUGUGUGUGUGUGGCCUCGGACUCCCACUCAGGGAUGUAAAACAGUGAAGGUGGAUGUUGGCAUGAGGAGGAGCAGGUGAAAAGGGCUUAUCCGUGAUGGUGCUCUGUAUGGACAAGAAGCUGUGCCAUGACAGAGGGCAACGUGGGUAAAAGAGACAUGCAACAGCCAGCCCCGCAUCACUGCCACCUCAUCCUGGGCGGGGCCUUGUUGCUUCUCCUGGCCAGCUCAGCCCUGAGCUGCCCCGCCCGAUGUGAGUGCUCUGCCCAAAGCAAGUCGGUCAGCUGCCACCGCAAACGCCUGCCCACCAUCCCCGAGGGCAUCCCCAUCGAGACGCGCGUCUUGGACCUCAGCAAGAACAAGCUACGCAUCGUCACGCCGGACAACUUCACUUCCUUCCUGCAGCUGGAGGACCUGGAUCUCAGCGACAACCUCAUCAGCGUGGUGGAGCCCGGCUCUUUUCGCUCUCAGCUUGCCCUCCGCUCGCUCAGCUUCCGCAGCAACUUGCUUCAGCUGGUUCCUGCCGGUGUGCUCUCGGGCCUGACCAACCUCACCCACCUUGACCUCAGCCACAACCGACUGGUGGUUCUCCUGGAUCAUGCCUUCCAAGAUCUGCGCAGGUUGACGUCCCUGGAGGUGGGUGACAACGAGCUAGUGUUCAUCUCUCAGCGGGCCUUUACGGGAUUACUUGGACUCCAAAUUCUGACCCUGGAACGUUCCAAUCUGACAGUGAUCCCUACUGAUGCUCUGGCACAUCUGCACAGUCUGGUGGAAUUGCGCAUGCGCUACCUGAGCAUCAGUUUUCUAAAGCCUUUCUCAUUUAAGAGGCUGUCUCGCCUUCGCCGACUGGAGAUUGAUUACUGGCCCUGGCUGGACACACUGCCCCCCCUCUCACUGCAUGGACUCAACCUCACAAUGUUGUUCAUAACCAACACCAACCUGUCUGCCUUCCCCGGCACAGCGCUGCGCAACCUGCCCUACCUCACACAUCUCAACUUGUCCAAUUGCCGCAUCCAGCACAUCCAUCAGGGAGAGCUGGGCCAACUUCCACAUCUGAUGGAGCUCCGCCUCCAAGGCGCUCAGCUGCUUUCUAUCGAGCCGUUUGCUUUUGUGGGCCUCAAGUCUUUGCAACUACUGGAUGUGUCGCAGAACCGCCUGGACUCUCUGGAGAGGGGAGUGUUCGCAUCACCAGAGGGCCUCCAGAGGCUUUGUCUGGGAGGAAAUCCAUUAGUGUGCGACUGCAGAUUGCUUUGGCUGCUCAAUAGCCACAAGCCCCCCAAUCUGCAGAUAUUGGAUGUCCAGCCCGAGUGCAUUGCCCCCGAGCACCUCCUAGGGAAAACUCUGCGUGACCUCAAGGAGCCUCUGGUGUCCAGGUACAUGACCUGCACUAAACCACGAAUUGGGCCCAACAUCACACAGCUGCUGAUGGCGGAUGAGGGUCAGCCCGCCCGCCUCAGCUGCAUGGCGGAGGGAGCACCGCGGCCCUCAGUGGUCUGGAUUACACCUCACAGACGCUAUAUCACAGCCAAGAGCAGUGGUAGGGUGGAAGUCCAACCAGAUGGUACCCUGGAGAUCAAGACGGCGGAGCUGCACGACAGCGGGGUGUACUGGUGUAUCGCCAGUAACCCUGCUGGCAAUGCAAGUCUGUCGGCUUCUUUAGCUGUGAAGAGCCUGAGCAUUGGGGACAGAUCUCCCUAUAGCAACAGGAGCUCAAACUCUCUGACAGACUCUAACAGCACAUGGGGGAAUGGGACAAUACUGUACAACAUGACAGUCCCGAUAGACCUUAAGACUAUCAUUAUAUCUACAGCCAUGGGCUGCCUGUCCUUCCUAGGUGUUGUGGUGUUCUGCUUCCUCCUUCUGUUCGCCUGGAGCCGGGGGAAAGGGCGCCAUAAGAGCAACUUUGAUAUCGAAUAUGUCCCUCGCAAAUCCAACGGGGCAGCAGCUGAGGUGAAUGAAACAAGCGGCCCAAGACGGGUCAACAUGAAAAUGAUCUGAAAGUGAUGCAGACAUAUAUGAUAACUAAAUCCAAAACACACAUAUCAGUUGAUAAAAAAGGUUUUUUCUAUGACACAUUGGAUUUGUGACAAACGAAAGUGAUGUACUAUUAUAGUGGGUGUCGAUUUGGCAGUGAUCUUGUGAUAAAGUGGACAUGUGAAUAUAAAAGUGAUACAUUGAACUUGUCUUGGACGUGUUUAUAUGAAAUAAUGUUCUCAUACAGUACAAUGAAUAUAAUACUAUAACCAACAUAUCAAUAUGGGAGUGAUAUAGUGCUGCGCUAAAGCAUUGUGUUUCAGUGGUGAUGUGAUGAGUAAUGAUGUUGUCGACUCACCGUGACAUCAAGGUGAAGGAGGGAGCCGCUGGGAGUGACAGGGGACAUCUUUGCGUGGCAGUAGAGCUAUCAUCGCUGUAACAUGUCAGGACUAAACUGUCUGAUACCCAUCUCAGCUGCAGUGUGAAAGGGGCGUGAUGUGUUCAUGUGUGCGCGCAUGCGUGAGUGCAUCGGUGUGCGCAUGUUGCAUUCGUGCGUUUCUUUGUGCAUGUGCACGCAUUGCCUUUCUUGUUGGAUGGAACAAUUUCAAAUGAACGAAAGGGGCCAAAGCAUUUUCCCAGGCCUUUGUUCUUGUUCUGUCAUUGUAACAACUGUGUUGUUAAUGUUGAGUAAAACAGAGGAUUAUCUGUGUUUGUAUGCAAAAUCACAAUUAUCAUAUACAAGAGAAAUGCUGCAUACAUUUUGAAAUGGGUCACUGUCCCCCCUGGAACGACUCCAACAUUAAAAUGGGGAUUUUUUCUAAACUCAAGGAAAUGUUAGUGUGAAACCAGAGCUUUGUCUUUACUUUCCAGUAACACUGGACACUUUCCCUGAGAAAUAGCAGUAGUCAGUGGUGUUAUUACCCUGGAAAGGCUUCCAGCUAUAUAGAAAUGGCAUGUUAAACCCACUGUAUAACAAAAAUAAAUCAUGGGCAGAUUUUCCUGCCACACAAAUCCCUUGAUAUGAUAUAAAAGAGUCAGUGACCAUACACAGUGGCAAAGAUUUACUUGCCGGUGCCCUUUUAGGGACAAGACAAAGUUGAGCUUCGCAGAUUUAUAGGUUGAAUUUCCCACCUUUUGCAUUUUUCUUUCAUCACACCACUUCAAGCUAGCCUGACCGGGGUCUUCCCUGGGUCACCAAAGGGGUUCUGGGUAUUUAUUAGAUGGCAAUUUGAAAGUUGUAGUGGAACGUUUAGUUUCAUGGGUCUUUGUUGUUUUCUUCUCGGUUGUUCUUAUUUUUUUUGUGUUAAGUUUUUAAUGUUUAGGGGGGAAAAAAGUUAAAUCAAGGGAAAUUGUUUGUAUCGCAGGGAAUUGGUUGUUAAACUUGUGUGAUCUUGUUGUGAUAAAAUGUUCAAGGUUGUAUAAUUGUUUUCAUAUGAGAAAUUUAUGGGUAUAUUUUCAAAUUGAAAUAAAUCUUAAUCAUACCCCUAA